Aspergillus alliaceus is the source of this 2171-nucleotide messenger RNA. Its product is annotated as WD40 repeat domain-containing peptidylprolyl isomerase. Gene Ontology annotation, molecular function: protein binding; peptidyl-prolyl cis-trans isomerase activity. Gene Ontology annotation, biological process: protein peptidyl-prolyl isomerization; protein folding. The transcript is spliced from 3 exons. The record is from RefSeq and is a predicted model, not a curated record. Bases 89 to 1981 code for a protein of 630 amino acids. NCBI's taxonomy places the organism in Eukaryota, Fungi, Ascomycota, Eurotiomycetes, Eurotiales, Aspergillaceae.
GCCUGCAACUGCUUCUCUCCUCCAACUAGGUAGCCAAUUCUCUUAUUCUUCCUCACAACUCUCCCAAUUCAAUUCCAGAUUUCUCAGAAUGGCAGCAGAAGAUGAGAAAUCGCAGCCUUUAUCCAGCAAAAGACCGCAUUCCGCGGUGGACGGCAACGAGGACGAUGGCAACGAGUCAUCUUCCGAUGAUGAUUUCGGUCCAGCUCUCCCUUCGGCAGAUGCUCCCAAGAAGAAACGGCGCAAGCUUCCCUUCGAGAAGGUCUACGUGAACGCACUGCCCGCAUCGCCUCGUUACUCGAAGUCGCUCAUGCACAAGGAGCAAUUAUCCUUUACGACAAUGACGCCGCACACCGACUUCCUAAUCACAUCGUCUGUUGAUGGUUUUGUGAAAUUUUGGAAAAAGAUGGCAGUUGGAGUCGAGUUUGUAAAAGAGUUUCGUGCCCAUAAUGGCGAAGUGAGGGGCGUCAGUGCCAGCGCGGACGGGAGGAGUUUUGCGACGAUUGGAGCGGACAAGACAGUGAAGCUGUUUGACGUGAUUACAUUUGACUUGCUCUCCAUGCUCACGCUCGAGUUCACUCCCCGCUGUAUUUGCUGGGUCCAUCGCCGAGGCGCUUCGUUACCACUGCUGGCAGUGACCGACGAAGGUAGCAGCACGAUCCAGAUCUUCGAUGGCCGAGGCGAGAACCCCAACCCUUUACACACCGUGAAAUCGAUCCACCGGAACCCCGUGGCCGCAAUCGCAUUCAACGACGCCUACGAUUGUGUCAUCUCCGCCGACGAGUCAGGAAUGAUCGAGUACUGGAGGGCGGGGGAUUCUUCAUUCGAAAAGCCCGACAACGUAUUCGAACUGAAAUCAUCCACCAAUCUCUUCGAAUUCAAGAAGUCCAAAUCCACCCCAACAUCCCUCACAAUUUCCCCAUCCGGAGAACAAUUCGCCGCCUUCUCCUUCCCAGAUCGCCAAGUGCGGGUCUUCGAUUUCGCCACAGGAAAGCUAUACCGCAAAUACGACGAAUCCCUAGCAACAAUCACUGAAAUGCAACAAGCCGGCACAGCAAUCCACCAGCUGGAGGAGCUCGAAUUCGGCCGCCGCCUCGCCAUCGAACGAGAACUCGAAAACCCCAUCACUCAACCCAAGAUCAACGUCACGUUCGACGAAUCUGGCCACUUCAUCCUCUACGGCUCCCUUUACGGCAUCAAAUGCAUCAACACCUACACCAACCGGGUCGUACGUGUGUACGGCAAAGACGAACCCUUCCGCGCCCUCAACCUAGCAAUGUAUCAAGGCCAACCGCAAAAGAAAGGCGUCGUAACAGUCUCCAUGGCCGCGAGUUCCAACCCCCUCCUCCAAGAUGCCGAAGAGCGCGACCCCAUCCUCAUCAGCACCGGCUUCGCCAAAGUCCGCUUCUACCUCUUCACCAAUGAAACCGAGAUCUCCAAAUCCACCCGUGACGUCCAGAACGAGAAACCCACGCAAUCAGCCACCGGUCGCGAAACCGCCGUCCAGAAAUCGAACGAGCUCGGCACCUCCGCCAUCCUACACACUACCAUGGGCGAUAUCCACCUUCGCUUGUUCCCGUCUGCUGCGCCCAAAGCGGUCGAGAACUUCGUCACCCAUGCCCGCAAUGGGUACUACAAUAAUACCAUCUUCCAUCGUGUUAUUCGUAAAUUUAUGAUCCAGGGCGGGGACCCGUUGGGUGACGGCACAGGCGGUGAGUCUAUCUGGGGUGGGGAGUUUGAGGACGAAUUCUCCAGUUUGAAGCACGACAAGCCGUAUACUUUGUCUAUGGCGAAUGCUGGACCGAAUACCAACGGUAGUCAGUUCUUUAUUACCACAGAGAAGACACCGUGGUUGGAUAACAAGCAUACUGUUUUUGGUCGCGCCGUGCAAGGAUUGGAUGUCAUUCAUAAGAUCGAGAAUACGAAAACAUAUAAGGAGAAGCCGGAGCAGGAUAUCAAGGUAGUGAGUAUCACCGUGUCUUGAUUUUGAAGAUUUUCGCAUUGCAGCGUGAUAUCGUCUUGUUUUCAGGUUCAAGAAACUAUAUGCUUUUCCGAUCACUGUUAUGACAUGAGCUUUUUGUAAAGAAAAAAUUUGUCUUGUGGAUCUAGCGAUAUUACAUUAAAUACCCCCGUACUGCGGGCAAUUUUACCUAAUUUACAGUCAGCCGGUAACA